AUGGUGUCGUCGACCACCGGCAAGAUACUCGAAACCCCACCAGGGCCUGCCUACUGGGUCGCCAACAUGGUUUCGCCUGUGCUCUUUAGCCAGGCCGCACAUGAGCUGAUAACGGGACCAGAGGCUGUUGGUUGCCUUUUCGAAAUUGGGCUAAGUGACGCACUAUCCGGACCAAUAAACCAGACCAAAAAAGCCGCCUCCUCAUCAGUUAAGUAUGUCUCGGCCUGGAAGCGCGGCCCUAACGCGAUCUCGGCCUUGCUACAUGCAGCUGGGACGCUGUUCUCCAUGGGCUACCCCAUAUCGCUGACAAAAUUCAACGAUGAAGGAGGCGACGCUCACCCUGUGUUUGUGUCGGACCUACCCAACUACCAGUGGAACCACUCCGUGAAAUACUGGCACGAAAGCGAAUCCAGUCACGACUGGCGCUUCCGCAACGACAUCACUUGGCUGCGCGACCAUCUUGUCGGAGACAGCGUCAUCUUCCCCGCGGCGGGCUACAUUGCUAUGGCUAUUGGAGCCAUCUACCAGAAGACGUAUGCAACUGGGCAGAUCCCCGAGGGGACUUCCAUCUCCGAACUCCCUUUCAAACUGCGCAACGUGACAUUCCCCCAAAUGCUCGCACUGGACACAAAAAGCGGUACCUAGAUCCUAUUGUCGUUACAACCGUGCUCCAGCGCUAAGGAGUCAUGGCACGAGUUCACGGUCAGCACGAUCACAAAGGAUGGCUCAAUUGAAUAACACUGCCGAACCCCUGUAGACGUUGCUAACCAAAGUCUUCCUCGAUCACUUGCCAAUGCGUCAGAUAUUGCACCUUUGCAACACCCGGUCUCAGGCGCCGUAUGGUACAAGGCCAUGCGUCGGGUUGGCUACCACUUCGGGCCUUGCCUUCCAGCCCUGCCAGCAAGUCGAGGCCAAGGCGGACUCGCGUCAGUGCCGGGCGUGAUAUAAUAGUAUUGUUGAACCAACUCUGUUUGACUCUCUAUUGAAGAAAAGUCCACUCAUUGGACUCCUAUAGGAGAAUACUACUACUUCAG
Molecule: messenger RNA, 1034 nt
Organism: Aspergillus neoniger CBS 115656
Lineage: Eukaryota; Fungi; Ascomycota; Eurotiomycetes; Eurotiales; Aspergillaceae
Exons: 2
Coding region: 1-645 (214 amino acids)
Biological process (GO): secondary metabolite biosynthetic process; fatty acid biosynthetic process
Molecular function (GO): fatty acid synthase activity
Source: RefSeq, a predicted model, not a curated record